UUUUUCUCAGAUCGUGUUCUAGCAUCGUUGACAAAAUAACAUAAAGAAAAAAAUUUAAUUCAAUACUUUUGUUAUCUCAUAUGUGAUGUUUUGUGUAAGUGAAUUGUGUAAAUGAAUUUGAAGUCAAAGUCAAAGUUUUAUGUUUAGAUUAAAUUUUAAAAUGUUAAAUAUGGAGAGAAUUUUUAUAGUUACUACUGUAUUAUUAUUAUUUAACCUCCAUGGAAUUAUUGCUUACCGAAAUUUAACAUUCUUACCCAUUGUUUAUGAGGCGGAGUACGAAAAAGAAUAUGAACUCCUCAUAAACACUACUGUUGAAUAUGAAUUUUUAUACCCAACUAACAGUGAAAUAUGGAUGGAAACUGCUAGAAUAAAAGUUGAAAGCAAUGCCACUCAUGAUUUACCUCUUAUUAUAGUAGCACGUCACAAGAAAGGAAUUUUAUCAUGGCAAAUUCCUCUAGUUGUAGAUAGUUUAUAUUUCAAUGAUUCAAUUUAUAAUAAAACUAGUCGGACUUUGUGUUCGACAGAAAAUUAUAACAGUGAAUGGAAGAAUAUUAGAGGAGAAUUUGUUACUAUCACUUUAUCCACUGCUGAUGACAGAAAUGUUUUGUUCAAGCUGAAUGUAACGCAUUAUACAGAAUUUUACUUGAGAACAGGAGAGAAACGUUCAACAGAAAUUUCUCCAUCUGAACCUAUUUAUUAUGGUUACAUCUUCCAAGAGCAAAUGGAAAGUCCUGUCGUUAUUGUCCAUGUUGAAUCUGAGAGUGAUAUUUGUAUGACAGUCUCGAUACAAAAUAUAUCGUGUCCUGUAUUUGAUUUAGAAAGGAAUAUUCAAUUUGCUGGUUACUGGCAAACUGUUAGUCGCCAGGGUGGUAUUACUGUGCCUAGAGAAGCAUAUCCAAUGGGAUUUUUUGUUGUACUUGUAGUAAAGGGUGAUGAUACUGACUGUUAUGGAUCACCUAAUACAGUCUCUGUACGGAAUAAAAAUGUGUCAAUAACAGUAAAUCCUGGUGUUACCAAACGCGAUUACGUGAUCGCAUCAAGUGUAGUGAUAUCUCUUAUUUUUGGUUUCUGCAUAGUGUAUGUUAUGGGCAUAACAUUCUCUGUAAUUAAAGAAGGUAAAAAAAUUCACCAGGAAUUAUUGGAUAAUCAAAUAUGUGAGAACAAUGAUCCUAUGCAGACUCCUUUUACAAUAGAAGAGAUACAGCCUCGGGUGUCAAUAUCUUCAGAAGAAGAUUCGUCGCUAGAUGAAGAUGAUAUUGAUAUCUUGCAAGAUGUUCAUUCUGAUAAAGCAGUAAUACGAACGAAACUUGUACUUUCAGUUAGCGAUUUGGCUCGCAAACAUCCAAAAAUUUUACGGCAUAAGUCCCGAUUAUAUCUUUAUUAUUUAAUAACGAUUACCAUCUUCUAUACUUUACCCGUUUUGCAAUUAGUAGUAACUUACCAGAACAUACUUCACAUUACUGGAAAUCAAGAUAUAUGUUACUAUAAUUUUUUAUGCGCCCAUCCACUUGGAUUGCUGUCGGAUUUCAAUCACGUGUUUUCGAAUUUUGGAUACAUCAUAUUAGGUCUUCUGUUUAUAUUGGUAACAUAUACUCGAGAAAAGCAUGCAAAUAUGGUAAAAAACCAGUCUUACGGUAUACCGCAACAUUAUGGAUUAUUUUAUGCACUUGGAUUUGCUCUUAUCAUGGAAGGAAUACUUUCAGGAAGUUAUCAUGUAUGUCCGAAUCGAAGUAAUUUUCAAUUCGACACAAGUUAUAUGUACAUCAUAGCAAUACUUUGUAUGAUCAAAAUUUAUCAAACGCGGCAUCCCGAUAUAAACGCUCGAGCACCGAUUACAUUUGGAGUCUUAGCUUUAAUCAUUCUAACAGGAUUAAUCGGCGUUUUGGAUGGUUCCACUACUUUCUGGAUUAUAUUUACGAUUAUGUAUUUGCUAAUUUGCUUGUUUGUGACUAUUCAAUUUUACUAUAUGGGACGAUGCAGACUUAAAGGUAUCUCCAAAAGAAUCGUAGAGUCUUGUAAAUAUGAUGUUCACUCUGGAGUUAAAAAUUUAUUUAAACCUUUGUACCCAGGACGAUUUACACUGCUUGCCAUAGCAAAUUUAUGUAACGUUGGUCUUGCAGUAUUCGGAAAUUUAAGUCAUGAAAAAAACUUUGCAACAUUUCUAUUAAUUAUAUUAAUGUUCAAUUUAAUGUUGUAUACUAUUUUUUAUAUUGGAAUGAAGAUGUUACAAAAAGAGAAGAUACUUCCUCAACCAUUAAUUUAUAUUAUUUUGGCAGUUGCGUUCUGGAUUGCAGCUAUGUAUUUUUUUAUAAACAAAACUAUUUCGUGGGCGGUUACACCAGCCAAAUCUCGCCUUUAUAACAAACCCUGUUAUAAGUUCCUAAGGUUUUUUGACAACCAUGACAUUUGGCAUUUUUUAUCUGGCAUAGCAAUAUUUUUCUCCUUUAUGGUUUUGCUUACCCUAGAUGACGAUCUAGUCGAUGUACAUCGAAGUCAAAUACUAGUCUUUUAAGGGUAAUGAUACGAACAGAUGUUACUCCUAAUUUUUGUCAUCUCUUUAUGAGGAUAUGAUUGUGUAUAAUAUACAUUUUACCUUGAUAUUAAUGAAUUAAAAAUAGUAUAAAAUAUAUAUGUAUAUAUAAAGAUCAUAUAGCAACUAUUUUGUAUUAAACACCUUAAUUUUGUUAAAUAUUCAGAUUCAUAAA
Molecule: messenger RNA, 2705 nt
Organism: Colletes gigas
Lineage: Eukaryota; Metazoa; Arthropoda; Insecta; Hymenoptera; Colletidae
Product: SID1 transmembrane family member 1-like
Exons: 9
Coding region: 140-2512 (790 amino acids)
Cellular component (GO): membrane
Source: RefSeq, a predicted model, not a curated record